Macrosiphum euphorbiae (potato aphid) is the source of this 1551-nucleotide messenger RNA. NCBI's taxonomy places the organism in Eukaryota, Metazoa, Arthropoda, Insecta, Hemiptera, Aphididae. The record is from the annotation of a GenBank genome assembly.
AUGAUGUAUUUUCUAAUCGACUGGUUACUCGACAACUUCACCUGUGUGAGCUUGAUCGCCGUUUUUACGGGAUUCUACUAUUAUUCGAAAUCGACGUACGGUAAAUGGCAGAAAUUGAACAUACCAUACAUACCACCCGUGCCACUGUUUGGCAACGCGUUCAGAAUAGUCACGAAACUCGAACACCCGACUGAGAUGUAUGACAGACUCUACAACCAGUUUCCAGACGUCAAACUGUUAGGAUUCUACCAGAUGAUGGAGCCGAUGCUGUUAAUCCGGGACCCGGAGCUAAUCCACUCCAUAUUGGUGAAGGACUUCUCGUACUUCACCGAUCAUGGUUUUGUCAUGGACCCAUCCACAACUGUGCUAGGCAACAGUCUGUUCUUCGCCAACGGCCAGAGAUGGAGGACAAUGCGGCAGAAGCUGAGCCCAGGAUUUACGUCAGGCAAACUGAAGGACACGUACUUGGCAAUAAACGAGUGCAGCAACCAAAUGGUGUCUGGCAUGGUAGAAAAGCUAGGGAAGACCGACCAACUUGACGUAAAAUCUAUAAUUUUUGGUUUUGCAAAUGACGUGAUCGGUAUGUGCGCGUUCGGUAUGCAGCUGGACACGAUCAAGAACGAAGAUUCGGACUUCCGCCGGUACUCUGAGAGAGUUUUUCAGAGAAACACGAAACAGAUUAUUGUUCAGGCGGUGACCACAGUCUGCCCCUUGAUAGUCAAUCUGUUUAAAAUACAAAUGUUUCCAGCAGAUGCUACCAAUUUUUUCCGUAAGGUGUUUACCGACGUCAUCAAUUAUCGAGAAAACCAUAACGUUGUCCGGAACGAUUUGACACAGACCUUGUUACAAGCUCGUAAAGAAUUGGUGUUGAAGGAAAACUCGACUUCUGAAGAUCAAUUCACCGAUGAUGAUAUCAUCGGUAACGCAAUUCUCUUGUUCGGGGCUGGUGCGAUAACCAUUUCAUCUACGGUAUCUUUUUGCCUCUACGAAUUGGCGUUAAACAAAGAAAUCCAAGACAAAAUGCGUGCGGAGAUAUGCUCGAUGAAAGCAAAACACGAUGGACAGUUAAACAACGAUUUUUUGAUGGACCUCCAUUACACCAACAUGGUAUUAGAAGAGACUGGGCGCAAAUACUCCAUUGCGUCAAUUUUAAUGAGAGAGGCAACCAAAACGUACACUCUACCUGACAAAUCAUUUGUCAUUGAAAAAGGUCAAAAAAUGAUCAUACCAAUGUUUAGCAUACACCGUGACCCAAAAUAUUAUCCUGAUCCGUUAAUAUUUGAUCCGGAAAGAUUUUCUAAGGAACAAAAAUCUCAACGACUAAAUGGCACAUACAUGCCGUUUGGCGAUGGACCUCGAGUGUGCAUAGGUAAACGAUUUGCUGAAUUAGAAAUGAAAUUAGUCCUGUCAAAUAUAUUAUCAAAAUUCGAAGUAUUACCGUGUGAUCAAACCGAAAUUCCCCUCGAGAUAACAAGCGAAUCAGGAGUAAUGUUCCCAAAAAGAGACCUAGUGUUAAAAUUUAGACCGAUCAUAGGGUAUGCUGACAAAUAG